This is a messenger RNA of Jatropha curcas, 1939 nucleotides long. Its product is annotated as ATP-binding protein. NCBI's taxonomy places the organism in Eukaryota, Viridiplantae, Streptophyta, Magnoliopsida, Malpighiales, Euphorbiaceae. The record is from RefSeq and is a predicted model, not a curated record.
CAAGGAAUACAAUAUUGCCCGCCAAAACUCGAUCACAAAGACACAGGUAGCCUUUAAUUCACCUGAUCUUCUUUCCCUCCGUUCCCUUUGACUGGUAGGUUUUAUGCAUUUCUCUCUCCUCUCUCUCUGAAAAUCUCAAAUCAAUCCCCGCUCUAUGAACCAUGGAAACCACCACCUCCGAAAACCACCCGCAACCGCAAAUCAACGGUCUCGAUUCGCCGACUAUCGAACUGCCCAAUCACGAUGAUCUCCUCGUCGAGCUCCGGUCACUUCGCCAAUCCUAUGAGGCUCUUCAAUCGAAAUACUCCACUAUGGAGGAAAAUCUCUUUCUUUUCCAGAAGCAGAGAGACGAGGCACUCCAUCAUAAUACGGAUCUCAAAGUAGUUAUAUGUGAAAUUUCGCACGAAAGAGACUCUCUUCAAGAACAAAUUCGUGAACUUGAGGUCUCUUCCAAGGAAAGAGAAGAUGAAUUCGAAAGAAGGAUAGAUGAGGAGUUGUCGAGAAAAGAAGAACUUGAAAAGGAAGUUGAAGUUGCUAAGGUGAGAAUCGAAAAGUUGGAAUUUGAGAUAAAUGAGGCAGAAAGAAAAAUUUUGAUUCUGUUGAAGACUUUGGAUUUUAUACGGCCCGCGAAGGAUUGUUUGGUGGGGAUAAUAGAGUGUUUAGAUGACGAGAAAGUAGUCGAGAGAGUGAAUAACGAUGAGGGUAGUCUAGAAUUGGAAUUGGACAAUGAAUCAAGGGCAUUAUGGGAAGAAUUCACACCCAUUACAAGGCUAGCAAGCGAGGCAAAAUCAAAAGUGAUUGAAUUUAAAGAGAUGAAGAAGAAUGAGAAACGAGAAUUGGAGAACAGUGUAGUGAGUUUGACAGAGGAGAAUCGCGAUAUCAGUAGUUUGUUAAGGGUUGCUUUGUUGGAGAAGGAGGCAGUAGAGAAAAGUUUGAAUAAGUUGAAAGGGAACACUGAGCAGAAAAGGGUGGCUUUAUUGCAGAUUGCAGAGCGGGGCUUGCAAAGAGUAGGGUUUGGCUUCAUGAUGGGAAGUGGAAGUACUGAUCAAUCAGUAGAGAAUUCAAUAGCUAGCAAUACUGGCACUCCAGCUAGUACUACUGCCAGUACUAAAUCGGAUAGCAGUGAGUGUGAAGAAGAGGUUGUUAGUCUGGCAUCAACUGUAGAGAGAAUAAUGAAGAAUUUAAGACUUGAAAUCAGUCAAUUGAGGAGAUCUCUGGAAGAGUCUAGGUCAGAUAAUGAGCGACUGCAGAGUCUCACAGAGAAACAAGCUCAACAAAUUGCAGAAAACACAUUGUACAUAAAGGAGUUGGAAGAGAGGGAGAGACUGCUAGUUCAAAAUGCAGAGGAACUCCUGACGGAAAUUAAAGAAACCGAGGAAGAGGUUGCUAGAUGGAGGGAAGCUUGUGAAUUGGAAGUGCAAGCUGGGAAAAAUGAGAUUGAAGAACGUGACAAAGUGGUUGUUAUCCUGAAGCAAGAACUGGAAAGAACAAAGGCUGCUUUAAUGAUAUCAAAUGGCAAGUUACAACUGAAAGAAGAACUUGCAGCUGCAGCGAUGGCUGCGCAGGCAGCAGCAGAAAAGUCACUGCAGCUGGCUGACAUCAGGGCUGCAGAACUCCAUAAGAGAAUUGAGGAGCUAAGGAAACAGCUAGAAGAAUCAGAGAGCAGAGAGCAUAGCCGCCGUAAAGUGAGACAUAUAUGUUGGCCAUGGCGAACUCUCAAAUUUAAUUCAGUUAAUAAUGCGAAUGAAAGAGUUCAGAAUGCGAGGCGGAUGCUACCAGAAAUGCAAUCUUUGUUACGUUAUACUCUUUGACAUAUUCUCAUGAGCUUGGUAUAAUUCAUAUGAAUUCACUAUUUAUGAUGGGAGCAUCGGUAAAUUUGUUACAUGUUUUUUCUUUCCUCUGUAGUCUACUGCUUUCUUUUAUUGGUUUUUUUCCUUUA